Messenger RNA from Moesziomyces antarcticus, 1566 nucleotides. RefSeq names its product actin regulatory protein. Gene Ontology annotation, molecular function: actin binding. The coding region runs from base 1 to 1566 and encodes 521 amino acids. The transcript is spliced from 2 exons. The record is from RefSeq and is a predicted model, not a curated record. Lineage: Eukaryota; Fungi; Basidiomycota; Ustilaginomycetes; Ustilaginales; Ustilaginaceae.
AUGCUCCCACAGCGUCAUCCGCACCGCAACCUCUCUUCCGACGCAUCCCACAAAGCCUCUUCGUCCGACCCCGCCGCACGCCUCUACGCAGCCCGCUUGGUGUUCGCCGCUAGCAUAGCGCUUCUUCUGCUCGCCCUCGUCCCCAUCUGCAUCCCUACUUCCUCUGCUGCCGCCGCCGCAACAUCGCCUCGACCCAUCUACCUCCACUUCCCCUACAGCUGCAUCUUCUUUGCACCGCUCCUCAUCCCCCUCACCACCUAUCUCGUCAAGUCCGCCAUCCCUUCCUCCAACAACAAGAUCAUCACCGCAACCGUAGGCCGCGUCUAUGCUGCCCAUCCAAACCCAUCCCAGUGGAGCUACGCUGGCGUAGAGGGCGCCAUCGCUUUCGUCCGCGACCUCUCCAAGGCAACCUUCUACUUCAAGAUCGUCGACCUCAAGGGCACCCGCGGCGUCAUCUGGGAACACGAACUCUACGAUGGCUUCCAGUACAACCAGGACCGCACCUUCUUCCACUCUUUCGAGGGCGACUCCUGCUUGAUCGGCUUCUCCUUCGCAGACGAGUCCGAAGCCAACGAACUCUUCAAAAAGGUCUCAAACCGUUCCAAGUACGCAAAGUCAAAGUCCUCCUCCUCCUCCUCCUCCUCCAAAAAGAAGAAGGCAUCCUCCGGCGGAAAGAUCGACAAGUCCAUGAUCGGUGCUCCAUCCGGCUUCAAGCACGUCGCCCACAUGGGCUUCUCCGCAGAGCACGGCUUCAGCUCCGAAAACGUCGAUCCCACAUGGCAGGCGCUCCUCGAACAGCUCGGAAGCCUCGGCAUCAGCGAGAAAGACAUUCGUCAGAACGAGAGCUUCAUCAAGGACUUUGUCGGCAAACGCGGAGGGCCCGGCGCCGCUGCCAAACCCGCUCCUCCUGCCGCUCCCAAAGCUAAAAAGGUGCCUCCCCCGGCUCCCACCAGCAAGCGCAAAGCGCCUCCUCCUCCUCCCGCACCAAGGUCUCGCCACGCUGCCACCGCCUCCUCCGCCUCGGCCUCCAACGCCCCUCCUCCGCCACCUCCACCGCGUUCGGGAGCUGCUGCAGCCGCCGCUCCACCCCCGCCUCCGCCUCCGCCUCCCGCCAGGGGCGCCGCCGCCUCCAGCGCUCCUCCUCCGCCGCCCCCUCCUCCUGCGCGUCCCGCAGCCGGUGGCAGUGCCCCGCCGCCCCCACCACCCCCACCGCCCAUGGGAGGCGGUGCUCCACCUCCUCCACCUCCGCCUCCACCCGCUGGCGCGUCUGCGCCCAUGCCGCCUCCUCAGGACGGUCGAGGUGCGCUUCUCGCUUCCAUCCAGGGCAAAAGCGUGCACAACCUCAAAAAGACCGACGCAAACGCGCCUCCGCCGCCCGGCAGAGCCGCCGCUGUUGGCGCUGCCGCCGGCGCUGUCGCAGGCGGUGCCGUCGCCUCGUCCGGCGCAGACUCACCCGGCGCUGGCGGAGGUGAUGGCGACCUUGCCAGCGCUCUCGCCGCUGCUCUCAGCCAGCGCAAGGAGAACAUGGGCGAUUCCGACGAAGAGGGUUCCGACGACGACUGGUAG